This is a messenger RNA of Strongylus vulgaris, 354 nucleotides long. Lineage: Eukaryota; Metazoa; Nematoda; Chromadorea; Rhabditida; Strongylidae. The record is from the annotation of a GenBank genome assembly.
CGGUAUAACUCGGAGGAUAAGAUUAUUAAUACAUGUUAUAACCAGAAGAAUUUAUUUAACACACUUUCAUUUUUUUAUAAUAGAAUUUUCAGAUUUUUCCGGUUAAUUCUAUGUGAUGACUUCCUCAACAAUUUCUCAAGCGAUCGUUCCCAUAUGAUAGCUGAGGAUGGUUCUUGGAUGGCUCCUCCACCCAGCUGGGACAAAAUCUGCAGAGAAGGUUUAAAUAACAUCAGUGACUUCAUUAGCAUGGAUCAAAAUACAUUAUCAGAUAUUAGUAACGUUUUGAGCGAAGAUGAAAUGUUACGGAAAUUUUCUGUUAGGAAACACUUGAUUGUCAAUUGUGUAGAUUCAUGA